Messenger RNA from Ceratitis capitata (Mediterranean fruit fly), 694 nucleotides. RefSeq lists its product as uncharacterized. NCBI's taxonomy places the organism in Eukaryota, Metazoa, Arthropoda, Insecta, Diptera, Tephritidae. Bases 136 to 402 code for a protein of 88 amino acids. The transcript has 3 exons. The record is from RefSeq and is a predicted model, not a curated record.
UUUGCGAAUUGUUUGAAAAAUAACAGUCACACAAAUCCCUCCGUUGUAAUAACAACUACAUCACUUUUUAAACACCUUAAAACAGUUUCUAUUUUUUUCUUCAACCAUCCCCCAAACUAACUUACACCCACCAAAAUGUUCAAAAUUUUGCUUGUACUUUCAGUGAUCGCUUUCGCUUGCGCCGCACCCGGUGUUGUGGUAGCACCCGCAGUACCCAUUGCACCCAUCCACACAGGCGCACACGCCGUGCACUCUCACGUAAUUCAUCAUCCCGUGCCAGUGAAGACCGUUGUCACACCAGUCGUUGCCAAGCACGUGGUACCCAUAGUGCCGGUCGUAAAGCCAGUAGUGCCUGUAGUUCCAGUCCAUCAUGCCCAUCCGGCCGUCGUUGUGCAUCACUAAGCGUCGGCGGCGUUGCACAAAUAUUAUAAGCGUACAACUGUUCGCCCACCCGCCAAUAUGACCGAGAAUGAUGAAGAUAUGGAUGAUGAUGAUCAGUGAAUGGACUUUACCCACACAAUUUAAUCGAAAGCAAUGCGUUGAAAGUAUAUGGACUACAAGCGACCUCCUACAUCACCUACCCUACUGUCCCACCUUAUUUUCCUACUUACUUUACUAUUGACUAUUCUUGUACUCUUCUCUCUACGAUACCCCCAAAAAUUAGUUAAAUACAAAAAAGCAAAAAAAAAACAAA